AUGGCAGUUCAUUUGGAUGCUUUGGAUUUGUGGGAAGCAAUGGAGGAUGACUUUGAAGUUCCUGCACUACCUGUUAAUCCAACAAUUGCUCAGCUCAAGAAUCAUAAGGAGAAAAAGACCAAAAAGUCAAAAGCAAGAGCUUGCUUGUACUUUUGCUAUUUCAGUAAAGGACAAUUAGAAAUAUAUAAUUGCAAAAUGGAGGAUGACAAAUGUUCUGGAAAGAAUGACAACUUUGGCCAAUCACUAAUAGAAAUUGAUGCAGAGGCUGAGAAGGAUAAAGGGUUUGUUGAGGGUUCGAAUUUGGAGGCUAAAAUUGAAGGUAGUGGUAAGGAUUCAAUUUUGAUUGAUGAUAAUAGAAAAUUUUCAAUUUUGGAAGGGAAUUUGGAGUCAAAUGUUGAAAUGAAUGAGAAAUUGGAAACAUUGGGGAGUCAAGGGAUGCGAGUAAAGGAGAAAUCGGAGAUGGAGCCGGGGCUUGUAGUGUUAGAAGUGGAAGAUAUUUCAUAUCUUCAUGCUGGUAUGAAAGGGAGUGAUGGAGAGAGACAUUUUAAUGUAAAGGUUGUGUUUGAGGAAUUUGAAGAGAAAAGCUUUGUGAAGAAACAUAGAUUAAUGUAUGGUUUGUUACAAGAUGAGUUGUAG
Mangifera indica (mango) is the source of this 636-nucleotide messenger RNA. RefSeq names its product sufE-like protein 1, chloroplastic/mitochondrial. Bases 1 to 636 code for a protein of 211 amino acids. The transcript has 3 exons. Lineage: Eukaryota; Viridiplantae; Streptophyta; Magnoliopsida; Sapindales; Anacardiaceae. The record is from RefSeq and is a predicted model, not a curated record.